UGAGGAAACAGUAUUCACAUUCCUUACUAAACAGUCUAAAUAGAUUGUCAAUCUGGUUGGGGAUGAAAAGGCGUGAGGUGUCAACAUUUUUCUUAAAUUUUGGUCACAAUGGAGAGACAUUUGCACCCUGUCAGCUUAACUGUGUGGGUGGACAUGAGUCAUUCUCAGGCUAGGAUGAAAAAUGUUUUCUAAAAUAUGUGGUGGUAAAAAAUAAAAAUAACUGUGUGUGCAGUAAUUACCUAAUUCUGUGAUAUCCCUGAUAACAAAGCUAUCCAAUAGCAGCCAUGGCAAUUUGAAAGUACAUGAAAACAGGCUUUUGAACCUGUCAGAUGAGUUUGGAGAAUCACAAUGAUUCUGACAUGUGUUCACCAAAACUAUUUAAUUAAAAGAAAAACACGUUGAAACCUUGAACAUCACUAGUAUUUGACUAAUUAUGUACUCGUAAAUUAAUUUAUUUGAUACACUCUAACAAGUUUAUCCAGUUGACAGAUCUGGCAGCAUCCCCUCCUUUGUCAAGCCACGUCAGUUUCCUACUCUCUUUGUGGAUUAAAGAUUAUCUUUAAUAAUGAACUGCAACCGAGAUUGCCUGCUUAAAUUAUUCCUGACUGUGCUUGGUAUUACUGCAUUUGGUAUUUACAUUACACAAACUGGAAUGCUGAAUGUUACAGGAGUCACGAACAUAUUGUUGCCAACAGGCACAAGGCGUCUCCAAAAUACAGUCUUUACUAAACCAAUCAUUGGACCAUUUCCCAGUAAAAAUCGAUCAUCUUGUUCCUGCAAGGGAUUUACUAUCACUGGGCUAAACGUGCCAGCGGCUGAACUAGAAGAUGUUCAGAGACGACGAUCAGAGGAGUACAGACAAUACAAGCUCAGGAUGAAGACAAACUUGGAUACACUUAUUCUUGCCCCAUCCAACUCCCCCCUCCAAUAUCCUAUCCAGGGUGUCAUAGUGGAACCUCUUACAAAAAGUGUGAUACCAGGUUUGGCUUUGCACGCACAAAAAAGAAGACUAUAUAAGGUGUCCCUGAGUGUAAAGGGUGGAGUGCUCUCAGUGGAGGAUCUUGUAGAUGGAGAGCAGGUGGAUGGACAGGGUCAGAGUGAACUGACCAUUUUAUCCAUCAGUCUCAUACAACUCAAUGACCUGUUGAGCAGAGUGACCUACACUAGCACCUUCUACCAUGUCAACACUAAAGAUCUGGUUUAUUUGUCUUUUGAGGACUAUGAGGCCGUAUUUCCCAUCAUGAUCAAGAGAACUUCUGUCCCUGUUCUGUAUGACCCAGGGAAAGAUAUUAACUCACAGGUAACCAUAACAACCAAGACCUUUCUGAGGUAUGAGGAGCUGAAUGUCCUCAUCAACAGUAUCCGACAGUUUUACCCGGAAAUCAAAAUCAUUGUUGCAGACGAUAGCCUAAUUCCAGAAAAGGUGAAUGGCAGCAACAUAGAGCAAUACAUCAUGCCACCUGCACAGGGCUGGUUUGCUGGCCGGAAUCUGGCUGUAUCACAGGUGACCACUAAAUACUUCCUGUGGGUGGAUGAUGACUUCAUAUUCUGGAACAAUACGCGGAUAGAAGACUUUGUCAAGAUCAUGGAGAAAGUUCCAGAACUGGAUGUGCUUGGUGGAGCAGUAGGAAACAAUCAGUUCUUUUUCCGCCUUGUGUACGAGGAGGGGGAGGAAGAGGAGGGUGGCUGUCUCCAACGUCGGCAUAGAGGGAAGCUUCAGUCUCUACCAGGCUUUAAUGGCUGCUUCUUUGUAGAUGGGGUCGUCAAUUUCUUCCUGGCACGGACAGAUGCUGUGAGAAGGGUCGGCUUUGAUCCAUUCUUGAAAAGGGUGGCUCACACUGAGUUUUUUCUUGAUGGUCUCGGAGAUUUGAUGAUUGCUUCUUGUAAAGGACUUUCAAUCGGCCACCAAAAGAAACGCAAACAAAGCAAAUACAGAAGAUUUAGGUUUCCGGGACAAAGUGAUGGAAAAAACAAACUGGCUCAUCAUUACUUCAAGAAUAAUUUGAAAUGCAUAAAGUACUGAGUGACUUUUGCGGAGAGAGGUGACCAAUCUCCUGUCAGAUACCAAGUGCUGCUUUUCCACAUACAAAGAAUUUAAAACUUUUUUUUAUUUAAUUGUUUUACUUAUAAUAAAAGUAUGUAAAUGUAAGGUUCAAGACUCUAAAAUACAUCACAGAAACCAACUACACGUGAUUGUUAAAAAUGUUUUGAUAAAGAAAAGAGUCGUUUUGUGGGCAAGGUGAAAUGGUGUGACAUUUUCUUUUCUUUCUGAGACUAUUCAAUCAAUGGAGUCAACCAUCAAAAAACAGGACAAACUUCAGUUUAAACAAAAAUGUUGUCAUAUUUAUCACACUCUAUGUGUCACUGAUAUUAAAAUAUUGUUUUCAAAUAUUACUGUGAAUUGUACUCUGUAUUAAAUAAAACUGUAAUUAUGUUGAAAAUACUUUGUUGAUGAGAGAGGUCAAUGGAAAAUGGACAGACUGGUUUGAGCUAAUAGAAAGGCUGCGGUAACUCAGAUAACCCCUCUGUACAAUUGUAGUGAGUAGAAUAGCAUCUCGCAAUGCACAGUGUGUCAAACCUUGAGGGGGAUGGGCUACAACAGCAGAAGACCACAUUGGGUUCCACUUCUGUCAGCCAAGAACAGAAAACUGAGGCUGCAGUUAGCAUACCAUUUGUGUACCUCAGCAGAAAUCCAGAUUUGUCAGACAAGGUGACGUUUUUCCAAUCAUCUGUUGUCCCGUUUUGGUGGGCCUGUGCCCAUAGCAGCCUCAGUUUCCCAUUCUAAGCUUACAGUAGUAGUACCCAGAGGGGUCUUCUGCUACUGUAGCCCAUACGCCUCAAUGUUCAACGUGUUGUAUGUUCAGAAAUGCUUUUCUGCAUAGCACUUUUGUAAUGCCUGUUUAUUUGGGUCACUGUCACCUUCCUGUCAGCUUGGAGCAGUCUGGCCAUUCUCCUCUGACCUCUGUCAUUAACAAGCCAUUUUCACCCACAGAAUUGCUGUUCGUUGGAUGUUUUUAGUUUUUUGCACCAUUCUCUUAACACUCUAGAGACUGUUGUGCAUGCAAAUCCCUGGAGAUCAGCAGUUACAGAAAUACUCAAACCAGCCCGUCUGGCACCAACAAUCGUGCCAUCAUCUAAAUCACUGAGAUCACAAAUUUUCCCCAUUCUGAUGGUUGAUGUGAACAUUAACUGAAGCUCCUGACCCAUUUCUGCAUGAUUUUAUACAUUACACUGCUGCCACAUGAUUUGCUGAUUAGAUAAUGUAGAAUAUUGUUAUAAAGUUGAAUACAAAUUAAUCAAGUAUAAUCAAUGUAAAUAUAGCCAUUUUAUUCUACAAUUAUUUCUGAUGGUCAAGCAUGUAUCUUACUGUGUAUCUGUGUAGAGGCCUGUGUAGGAAUGGAAUGUGCUCACAUAUGGUAAACUGAGUCUCCUGCUUUGACACUAGAGAAAAUAUAUGGUGAGGCCCCUUCACAGAGGUUUCCUGUCCACUUCUUACAAAACAACAGACUGAAGUCACUGAACAAAAUGAUAAAUAAUAGUGACAUGUAUGGAAUGUAGUAGCCACGCCAAGGUUGUGUUUUAUUAAAGAUUUGA
Molecule: messenger RNA, 3594 nt
Organism: Myxocyprinus asiaticus (Chinese sucker)
Lineage: Eukaryota; Metazoa; Chordata; Actinopteri; Cypriniformes; Catostomidae
Product: beta-1,4 N-acetylgalactosaminyltransferase 1-like
Exons: 12
Coding region: 566-2023 (485 amino acids)
Biological process (GO): UDP-N-acetylglucosamine metabolic process; UDP-N-acetylgalactosamine metabolic process
Cellular component (GO): Golgi membrane
Molecular function (GO): hexosyltransferase activity
Source: RefSeq, a predicted model, not a curated record